This is a messenger RNA of Cynoglossus semilaevis (tongue sole), 3250 nucleotides long. It is a transcript of the gene ddx3xa, whose product is annotated as DEAD-box helicase 3 X-linked a. The record is from RefSeq and is a predicted model, not a curated record. Gene Ontology annotation, molecular function: RNA helicase activity; ATP binding; nucleic acid binding. Bases 288 to 2624 code for a protein of 778 amino acids. Lineage: Eukaryota; Metazoa; Chordata; Actinopteri; Pleuronectiformes; Cynoglossidae. The transcript has 21 exons.
CGCGUUACCUAAGCAUUCAGUGUCUCAUUCCAGCACGAUCAAGUCUGCCGGGAAGGGGAUUUGCUCUCAGCCGACAUUUCAACUGAAUUUGUUUAAUUUAUACCUAAGAUAAACAACGCAGUUUUAUUCCUUUAAACUUAACGGGUGAAAUAUUAUUUGACCUGUAACGUUUGUAUUCGUGAUUUUGUACAAAAAAGCUAAGUGAACGCUAGCCGCAUUAGCUUGGAGGAGCUAACAAAGAAACUUGAAUUUCUUCAGAAAAAAAUCUCCCACUUUUCUCUUUAGUUAUGAGUCAUGUGGUCAUUGAUAAUCAGCACGGUCUAGAUCAGCAGCUUGCUGCCCUAGACUUAAACUCUGCUGACGGACAAGGCGGGGGGACUGGCAGGCGUUACAUUCCACCUCAUCUGAGGAACAAAGAUGUUUCCAAAAAUGCAGGAAAUGCUUAUUCCGCUGGUAGACAGUGCGGUUAUUCAGUGGCACCAGUAAAUCUCUUUUCUUCCAAGCAGUUCCCACAAACAUGGCAGCAAGAGUGUCAGCAAAGACACCGAAAUACCUCUGCUUCAGGAUGGGAAGACUGUAAGAUGGGUUAUCCAAGAAUGGCGUCCCAAGAGCUUGCCUUUUACCACGCCUACGACAGUGGGGGCUGGCGGUCCAGAUGCGACUCUCCUGGGUGGGACGCAGGGCGCUCUAAUGGAUUUGUGAAUGGUUACCAUGACAAUCGCACAAAUGGUGGCUUUGGAGGUCGCGGACCUACCCGCAAUGACAGAGGUGGGCGUGGCUCCUACCGUGGUAACAGGGGUGGAGGUUCUUUUAAUCCACCUUUACAGAACGCAGGCUUCGGGGUUUAUGAAAACAAAGUUAGUAACUGGGGAGGGCAGCAGCAGCAGCAGCGUGACCCUGCCUACAACAGCUUUGGAGGACGGAACGAUCGGACCAAAACCGCCUUCUUCAAUGACCGUGGGGCAAGCUCCAGGGGCAGAUAUGAGCGUGGAGGUUUUUCUAGUGGAGGAAACAGCCGCUGGGUGGAAGAGGCCAGAGAAGAUGAUUGGUCUAAACCCACUCCUGCUAAUGAGCGCCAGGAACGCGAACUUUUCUCAGGAAGCAACACAGGGAUAAACUUUGAGAAAUAUGAUGAUAUUCCUGUUGAAGCAACCGGAAACAACUGCCCACCCCAUAUUGAAAGUUUCCAUGAUGUGGACAUGGGGGAGAUUAUUAUGGGCAACAUCAAUCUGACUCGUUACACUCGUCCUACUCCUGUCCAGAAAUAUGCCAUCCCCAUCAUCAAAGCUAAAAGAGAUCUCAUGGCCUGUGCCCAGACUGGCUCUGGUAAAACAGCUGCUUUUCUUCUGCCUGUACUCAGUCAGAUUUACACUGAGGGACCAGGUGAUGCUUUGCAGGCUGCCAAGAGCAGUGGACAGGAAAAUGGAAGGUAUGGCCGCAGAAAGCAGUAUCCCAUCUCCCUUGUCCUGGCUCCAACUAGAGAGCUGGCUCUGCAGAUCUAUGAUGAAGCCAGAAAGUUUGCCUACCGAUCACACGUGCGUCCCUGUGUGGUUUAUGGUGGAGCUGACAUUGGUCAGCAAAUCAGAGACUUGGAAAGAGGCUGCCACGUGCUGGUGGCCACGCCUGGGCGUCUGGUAGACAUGAUGGAGAGGGGAAAGAUUGGUCUGGACUAUUGCAAUUAUCUGGUCCUAGAUGAGGCUGACCGCAUGUUGGACAUGGGUUUUGAACCUCAGAUCAGACGCAUUGUGGAACAGGACACAAUGCCCCCUAAAGGCAUGCGUCAGACUAUGAUGUUCAGUGCCACCUUUCCCAAGGAGAUCCAGAUCCUGGCUCGAGAUUUCCUGGAGGACUACAUUUUUCUGGCUGUGGGCCGUGUUGGAUCUACCUCAGAAAAUAUCACACAGAAGGUGGUUUGGGUGGAAGAACUGGACAAGCGCUCCUUCCUCCUUGACUUGCUCAAUGCUACAGGUAAAGACUCCCUGACUCUGGUGUUUGUGGAAACUAAGAAAGGAGCCGAUUCUCUGGAGGACUUCCUGUACCGCGAAGGCUACGCCUGCACUAGUAUCCAUGGUGACCGCUCCCAGAGAGACAGAGAGGAGGCGCUGCAUCAGUUCCGUUGUGGUCAAUGCCCCAUCUUAGUAGCUACAGCUGUGGCUGCAAGAGGUCUUGACAUUUGCAACGUGAAGCACGUAAUUAACUUUGACUUGCCCAGUGACAUUGAGGAGUACGUUCACCGUAUCGGCCGUACGGGACGUGUGGGCAAUUUGGGUUUGGCCACGUCGUUCUUUAACGACAAAAACAGCAACAUAACCAAAGACUUGCUGGACAUCCUAGUGGAGGCCAAGCAGGAAGUUCCCUCCUGGCUGGAGAGCCUUGCCUACGAACACCAGCACAAGACCACCACCCGCGGACGCUCCAAGAGGUUCUCUGGGGGCUUUGGAGCACGAGACUAUCGUCAGACGCCAGGUGGAUCCGGAAGCUUUGGUGGAAAUCGCACAGCGCGCAACCCUGGUGGUCAUGGAGGAAACCGUGGAUUUGGUGGCGGCGGCUUUGGUGGAAACUUCUACAACAACGAUGGCUACGGAGGAAACUACUCCAGCAGCGUGGACUGGUGGGGAAACUGAGGGGUAGAAACAGAAAACCACAUGUAAGACUGGAGCCAGACCAUAACCCUCCUCCUCACUGACACACAGUACAUUACCAACGUCACCAGCACGUGCACGACCACCACUGCGCACAGCAGAAGAACGCACAGACGUGUGCAGGCUUGAGUUAAAGUGCACACGCUGACGUGCAUCGUCUGACGUCGAACAGCGUGUUUCACUCUUCAAAGUGUAUGUGUUGGGUUUUUUCUUUCUUUUUUUUUUUUUUUGGGGGGGGGGGUUUAAAAAAAAAAAAAAAAAAGCUGUUAAUGUACUGUGCCUUUAAAUUAGAAACGGGAAAUCUUAAGUUUUCAUUUCACCAGAAUGGGAAAUAACCACGGCCACAAGCUCUAAAUUUGUUAAGUAUUUUGUUUGGUGAGACAACAAAAAAAAUAAUAUUAAAAGAAAGCUUGGACUUGAUCAAACCUUGGCAAAUACUGGGGGCGCUGUUUGUUCCUGGAAAUUCUUGAUUCCAUUUGAAGAAAAAAAAACAAACAAACAAACACUCGAAAUAAUCACAGGAAUGUGUCAACGUUUGUUCCUAGGUAGCGUUCUUUCUACAACAGGCACAAAACAGUGACGGAAGCCGCCAAUUAUUAAUGUGGAAA